Trichoderma atroviride IMI 206040 is the source of this 948-nucleotide messenger RNA. RefSeq lists its product as uncharacterized. NCBI's taxonomy places the organism in Eukaryota, Fungi, Ascomycota, Sordariomycetes, Hypocreales, Hypocreaceae. The record is from RefSeq and is a predicted model, not a curated record.
AAUGUGAGGCUGAGCUGUGCUACGAAAGGGAGCGAUGCAUUCCAUCGGCCCUUUUGUAAAACCCCGCAUUUUCCGAGGCGAGUGAGGCGAGUGAGCCACGAGAUUAAUGAUCAAAUCGGUGCCAAAAUCCGAGUAUGCAUGUUUUCGGGGCCUGGACUAACUAGUCGAUCAUGACGGUGACUGGCCUGAAGAAGACGCGUGAUUUCAAUAGGGACUUGUUAGUCUGCGGCUGAGAAACAUGGCGUGUAGUACAAUGAUUUAUAUAACUCGGCUUCAGCUGCUUCUUGGUUUUUAUUUGCAAAGCAGAAUUUAUCACGAGUCAACGCCGGUUUGAUCAUUUUACUCAACUACACAUUACAAACUACAACAACAAUUUACAACCACAGCUAGUUCAAAACAACUCGCUCACCGAGACGAAUUCGCAAUGGGCAACUCCAACUCAAGCCCCGACUCGACAGACAACGCCGAGGGCAAGAAAAGCCUCUACCGGCGCUACGAAGACAAGAAGCGCGGCCCCGGCGCCACCGACGAAGACAUCCUCAAGUACACCGGCAAGACGCGCGACCAGCUCAACGCGUGGGCCGAGACGGCGCCCGGCGUGGCGGGGAAUCAACCCGCCGGCAAGCUCGCCAUUGGAGCGGCAUCGGGAUUUGCUGGCGAGGGCGCUGCUGGCGGCCUGGGAGGCUGGGGAGUUGAGGGGACGAGGAAGAUGAAGUUUCCGCCGCAGCAGAAGCCUGUCAAGACGGUUGAGGAUUCGGAAGAGGAGGAUUAGAGUGUGAUACCUAUUGAGCGUUUGGGCUGAAUGUUAGCCAUGGAUUGUUUACUUGUUUUGUUCUGCGUACACUGAGAGUCUACUUGUCUAGGUACGAAGAGCUGGAGACAAUAGAGAGAGAGCCGGCAAAGACUUGAUAUUUAUUACAAAAGACAUUCAACGUCAUUUGCCAUCUA